UCUUGAAGACACAGAACACAUUGGAGGGGAAGAAAGCAGGAGGUAGCUGGUGAUAGGCCCCUACUGCUGCCGUUUUCCAAUGUAAAUCUUUGCUAGAGAUGUGAAACCCCUUGCUUCUUUUCUAGACCCUGAGAGCCCUAUUCCAGUACAAACCCCAGAACGUGGAUGAGUUGACGCUAAGUCCUGGUGACUACAUCUUUGUGGACCCCACGCAGCAGGACGAAGCCAGCGAGGGCUGGGUGAUUGGGAUCUCACAGCGGACAGGCUGCCGGGGCUUCCUGCCUGAAAACUACACAGAUCGAGCCAGCGAGUCUGACACGUGGGUUAAGCACAGGAUGUACACCUUCAGUCUAGCCACGGACCUGAACUCCAGAAAGGACAGUGAAGCCAGCAGCAGAUGCAAUGGGGAAUUUCUUCCACAAACGGCAAGGAGUCUUAGCAGCUUACAGGCCUUGCAGGCCACCGUUGAAAGGAAGAGCGUGCUGGUGGUUCGCCAUGGGGAGAGAGUGGAUCAGAUCUUCGGGAAGUCGUGGCUGCAGCAAUGCUCCACUCCUGACGGGAAAUACUACAGGCCAGACCUGAACUUCCCUUGCAGUCUGCCCAGACGAAGUCGUGGGAUCAAAGACUUUGAAAACGAUCCCCCAUUAUCAUCGUGUGGCAUUUUCCAGUCCAGAAUUGCAGGGGACGCACUACUGGACAGUGGUAUCAGAAUCAGCUCUGUGUUCGCCUCCCCAGCCCUCCGCUGUGUGCAGACAGCCAAACUCAUCCUGGAAGAACUCAAACUGGAGAAAAAAAUCAAGAUACGAGUGGAACCUGGAAUCUUUGAAUGGACAAAAUGGGAAGCUGGAAAAACCACCCCAACCCUCAUGAGCCUGGAAGAGCUGAAAGAGGCAAAUUUCAACAUCGACACUGGUUACAGUUUCCAGCACAAAACUGGAGCCUCCCUGUUGACCACGAGCCUGCCUGGAGGGAGAGCCAUCCUGGAAGAACAUUCUCCUUCCCCAGCUAACUGCAGCCGUGCCCUCCUAAUCCCUACCAAAGGGCCAGGGCAGCAGCCUCUCCAUCUCCUCCUUCCAGGCCCGCAUUUCCCCUGUCUGCCCUCUUGCCAGCCGAGAGCUACCAGGAGUACGUGGACAGGUGCACGGCGAGCGUGGUGCAAAUCGUCAACACCUGUCCGCAGGACAGUGUUCUUAUUUCACACAGCGGGCGCCAUCCUCAUUGUGAGUCACGGCUCCGCGCUGGACUCCUGCACGCGGCCACUGCUCGGGCUGCCGCCCCGGGAAUGUGGGGAUUUUGCCCAGCUCGUGAGAAAGGUACGUGCCCACUCUUGGCUCUUUGGGCCACAAAGUCAAGCACCCCGAAGACACAGGUUUACCACAUCCACUUCUCGGAAUGAAAACAAGUGUCUGGCUGGCCCAGGGCCACCAGGAUCCACGUGCCCCUGGAGACUGUUCCCACCUGCUCUUGUGCAAAGGGCGACUUCGGGCCGGGGCUGGUGGAUAGGUCAGUCAUCCUCAUCAUCAUUGGUCACUUGCUGAUUUUUUACCCAUCAGCUCACGCCAUAACCCCUUGCAGUGC
Rhinopithecus roxellana (golden snub-nosed monkey) is the source of this 1578-nucleotide messenger RNA. RefSeq names its product ubiquitin-associated and SH3 domain-containing protein A-like. Bases 336 to 1538 code for a protein of 400 amino acids. The record is from RefSeq and is a predicted model, not a curated record. The transcript has 8 exons. Gene Ontology annotation, cellular component: cytoplasm. Gene Ontology annotation, biological process: negative regulation of T cell receptor signaling pathway. NCBI's taxonomy places the organism in Eukaryota, Metazoa, Chordata, Mammalia, Primates, Cercopithecidae.